Trematomus bernacchii (emerald rockcod) is the source of this 4230-nucleotide messenger RNA. RefSeq names its product phosphodiesterase 9A like (gene pde9al). Lineage: Eukaryota; Metazoa; Chordata; Actinopteri; Perciformes; Nototheniidae. The record is from RefSeq and is a predicted model, not a curated record. Bases 291 to 1847 code for a protein of 518 amino acids. The transcript has 20 exons. Gene Ontology annotation, molecular function: 3',5'-cyclic-GMP phosphodiesterase activity. Gene Ontology annotation, biological process: cGMP catabolic process.
ACUGUCCCCUGGCAACCAUUCAGAGUGCUGGUUAUAUUCAUAUUAGUCCAUACCCCCUCUGUCUCCCUCACACAUACCCAGCUUCUCCAUCACUCGCGCCCUCUCUCCUCUCCUGUACAGCUCUUCCUCUGCUUGUGUGUGUUUGUGUGUCUGCAUGUGAGUGAGCUGCAUCAUUAGCACCUGGGACUUUACCUCCGCUCUCCACAGGGGAAGCUCCGACGCUGACAUUUUCGCCGAUCAGGGAAUCCUGCCGAAAUCUUUGAAGAGAGGCAGAGGAGAGGGAGGUCAACAUGGGCUCCAGCUCCUCUUCCUAUGCCCCUAAAACCAUUUACCUGGAUGUUGAUGGGAAAGUGCAAAAGGUGGUGUUCAGUCGGCACUGCAGUCCAUGUGACAUCAAGGAGCUCCUGUGUACCUCAUCUAACAUUCCCAGGACCACUGCCAUCAUGAUGGUUGACCCAGAAGGAGCCCUAGUCUCUAUGGAUCCCACCAUGCCCACCAACUCUCCAAACUCUCUGUACAAAGUUGUGCCUCUUUCGACUGGUCAGCUUGGAGAAAAGGAAGACAUGUUUCAGAAUGUGUUGUCCCAGGUGGCUGAACAGUUCAGCAGAGCCUUCCGGAUCAACGAGUUGAAGACGGAGGUCACGAACAGGCUAGCAAUGCUGGAGAAGAGAGUGGAAUUGGAGGGCCUGAAGGUGGUGGAGAUUGAGAAGUGUAAAAAUGAUCUGAAAAAGCUACGAGAUGAGAUGGCUUCAAGAGGUGGUGCCAGAGUUAACUGUCCAUGCAAAUACAACUUUGACGAUGGGAAGAAGGUCACUCCCAGACGAGAUGUCCCCAAUUACCCAAAGUACACACUGUCUCAGGAGACUGUUGAGGCGCUCAAGAAGCCGACAUUCGAUGUCUGGCACUGGGAACAUAACGAGAUGCUAAGUUGUUUGGAGUAUAUGUACCAUGACUUGGGACUGGUGAAGGAAUUCAACAUGAACCCCAUCACACUCAAACGCUGGCUGUUGGCGAUUCAGGAGAACUACCGUAAUAACCCUUUCCACAACUUUCGACAUUGCUUCUGCGUCAGUCAGAUGAUGUAUGGCAUGAUUAACCUCUGCAACCUACAGGAGAAGCUGACUCUCACAGACAUGGGCAUUUUGAUGACAGCAGCAGUGUGCCAUGACCUGGACCACCCUGGCUACAACAACACGUACCAGAUCAAUGCGCGCACAGAGCUGGCAGUGCGCUACAAUGACAUAUCUCCGCUGGAGAACCACCACUGUGCUGUGGCCUUCCAGAUCCUGUCUCUUCCUGAGUGCAACAUUUUUGCCAAUGUGGAUCCUGAGGCCUUCAAACAGAUCCGACAGGCAAUUAUCACCCUCAUCCUGGCCACCGACAUGGCCAGACAUGGCGAGAUACUAGACUCCUUUAAGCAGAAAGUGGACAACUUUGAUUUCACCAAUGAGGAGCAUGUGACAUGUCUGAAGAUGGUUAUGAUCAAGUGUUGUGACAUUUCCAACGAAGUGAGGCCAACUGAGGUAGCUGAGCCAUGGGUGGACUGCCUAUUGGAGGAGUACUUCAUGCAGAGUGACAGGGAGAAGUCUGAGGGUCUCCCCGUGGCUCCCUUCAUGGACAGAGACAAAGUCACCAAGCCCACUGCUCAGAUUGGAUUCAUCAAGUUUGUCCUCAUCCCAAUGUUUGAGACGGUCAUGAAGCUUUUCCCUCAGAUUGAGGAGAUCAUGGUUCAACCUCUGAGAGACUCUCGUGACCAUUACGAGGAGCUGAAACAGAUCGAUGAUGCCAUGACAGAGGCACAGAAGAAAAAAACUGAAAGUAUAUCAUUAGGCGGGAAGAAGAAGUAAGCUCUGCAGUGAGUGAGUGCAGUGGUUUCUGUGGAUCCUCCUUUGUGAUUAAACUAAGGAAAGACUUGUGAGGGAGGCCUCGGUAAAGGCGUUCCCAGCUGCGUUGUGAAGAGGACAGAUGGGUCUGGAUCAGAAGGAGGAGAAAAGAGACUGCUUGGCUGCAUACUGAACUAAAUGUAGACGUCAAGGUGGCAUGUCUUGAACUUUGACUUAGACUUUUGCACUGGAUGUAACAGAGAGGGACCUGCUGACCUCUCUGCAUGUGUAUGCUGUUUGUACUGUUCUUUUUAGUCUACUUUAUUUUAUAGUAUUUCUUGUGUUCUACCCUUUUGUAGAAGGAUAAUAAUGCACUAAAAUGGGUUGUUUUCAGCAAUCCAUGUUUGAUUGUUAUGGCUCAUCAGAAGUCUGUGUGUUUUCUCUUACCUUCAACACUUUUCAAUACAAUAAAGCCACAUAGGGGCAUAUAUUUUCCAAGGUGCAACAUAUUGUGUCUUGUACUAUUGUUUAUUAUCUCACAAUAGAUGUGAAACUCUGUUUUAUAGGCCAGUUCAUCACCUGUGAGUCUUUAUAUAUAAUGGGUUUCAGAGUCUUCGGGGGGUUAUCCAUAGUGAGACAGUUACUUUAAGUGAUAAAAAAGAUUAAAAAACAACUAUAUAAUGUAUAACAACAAUUAUAUAAUGUAUAACUUAAACAAGUCUGAGAAAUACGAGUCCAAGCGUUAAAAUAAAAGCUGACCUGUUGACCUGCUGACUUUAAUGACCAACUCGUGAAAAUAUUUGAUAAAAUGCAUUGAUUUUAAUACAUCUAAUGGACACAAUGAUCCCACAAUGAUUACGCUAUAAAAUGUCCCCCUCAUGUGUGCGUUGUAUACCCCCCCCCCCCCCCCUGAUGUGAAACAUGUUCAAUAUUCCUUCCUGGCCUUGGAAGUUGUAGUUUAACAAAAAUAAUCCAGACCUUCUCUUGAGAUUUCAGCCGUAACAUGAUCUUCAUCCACAGAUAAAGAUUGCUCAGUUGUCAUGGGGAUGGAUCUGUUGCCAUGCAAUCUCAGCAGCUGUUAUGAUUUCAUCCAUUGCACUUUUCAUCCAUUUUAAACGCUCAAUGCCUGCUUGUCAACGAAUCUAUCACCAUUACAACAGAGCAUACUGCAGUUGCUGAUGAGGAUCGUGUGAUAAAAAGAUCUGGAAAAAGCUUGCAGAUGAACCUUGAGUUAAGACUGAUUUUUGUAUAUGUUGAUUACUGAAACACCGUGUUAUUGCACAGAAGCUAUAAAAGAACAAACCAAGAGCCCAUAUAGACAAGUGGUAACAUUUCACUUUCGAUUUUUCCAUUUAGUUAAUGAGUUCAAAAUGGUGGAAUGAGCUCCCCAUUGAAAUCAGGACAGCAGAAAGCCUAUCUUCCGGCGCAGACUGAAAACACAUCUCUUUUGACUCCACUUCGAGCGAUAGAAUUACUAACAAAGAAUUUCUAACAAAGCACUUGUAUACUAAUAAAGGACUGGCUUAUCUAAAGCCAGUUGAGUAGCACUUGAAAUGUUUUGGCUCUAUGAAACCUGAUGUACUUAUAUGAUUCUGUUUUCUUCAAGUUUGUAUCUUCUUGGUCGAAUGCACUUAUUGUAAGUCGCUUUGGAUAAAAACGUCAACUAAAUGCAAUGUAAUGUAAUGUAAUGUAAUAACAUCUGUGCAGCAUUCCAGUUUCUUUUUCUUCCCUAUCAUCAUGAUUGGAAUAUACAUUUUGAUUGCCACAUUUAAGACUUGAGGGCAAGAAACAUGUUGAAAUAUGACUAAUUAUCCAGGCCUGUAACACCCACAGGUGCCACUUAUCUCAGCCUGCCCCACGUCCCCCUCUCUUUGCAGCUUCCCUUCGAGCAAUAACAGAUCUGGGUGGUUUUCCUCCAGCUACUCCUCAGUGAUUUUAUUACUUUUCUUUGGCAACAUGAUGCGAAUAACUUGUGAGCGGUUAUUACCUCACCUGUUGGUCUCCCCUCACAUACACUGAAUACCACCCACAACGCUCUGAUUAAAUUAUGAUAAAUAAUCUGUUUGUUAUCCUUCACUUUUCUAGUCUGUAGCUUAAUUUGAUCAAUCUCACUAGGUAUUCACAUGUUGGUGGUCUGAUUGGUUCUUUUAAAUUAGCAUGAUCGUUUGGUUUGUGUGCAUACUGCUGCAAUACUUGUGAGUUGAUGAUGAUCUCAAAGCAAUAAAAAAAAAAACAGUAGACCACAUGUUUGUGUUGCUAAGAUGAGAGAAUUAGUAGAGAGUGAUUGUUGUUUUAAUAAAUGCAUUACUAAUUUCUUUCCACAUAGCGUGACAGAGUGUAUUGACAUUCACCUGCAGGAAUGCUCUGAUUAAAAUUGACAUGCCAAUGAUUAAAGCCAUAAAUAAUU